GUUACCUUUUCUCACCUUUUAGUGUCCUUACCUUCACGCUCUCCAUUAUCUUUUGAAGCGCGUAAGUGAGUUCCUUUUCACUUGGGCUUCUACUUUAUUUUAUCAUUUUUUAGUAUACCAUCUUCUUUUCAUUUCAUACCACGCCAUCCACACAAUUCAUAAUAUUACUUGUUCUUACAUAGAAAGUACUUAAUUUAUUGUUUUUCAACUUGGAAACAUGCUUGACGAGAAUUCAAGUUUCAAUCCAUCAACAGCGCUGUCUGCACAAUCAGUGACCAGCACUCCAACAGAACCUCUUUUGGUGUUCGAUCAUCGAAAAGUUCAAGAUUACCUCGAGCAACUAUUGCCCUUGGUGCUCGGUGCUGAAUUAGCCGACUUAGAAAAUACCCUAUUCUCAUAUCCUGAUACCGUUGAAAAAUUCAAGCGAUUUGCCAAUGAUCCUCAGACGCCUGUCAUCUUUAUUAUGAAAGAAAAAGAAGGCGGCAAAUAUGAAGAUGAUGACACACAGAGCUUUUCAUAUACUGCCUCCCAUGAAAUUACUUAUUUGCCUACUCAUGUAGGAUCCAUUGCCAUUAUCAAACGUGUCCCUUCGUUAGACCCUUCUAAACCGCUUCAAAGUCAACUUCAAUUACUCAAUUUACCCGGUGCACCUAGUUCAGGUGAAGCUAAUAGUGCCUAUGAAUUCUUGCACUCCUACAUUCAUUUAGCUGUCAGCCCUUAUUUUAACGCUUAUGUAAAUGCUCGACAUGGUAAUAACAAUAAGAAAUCAGAUAUCAAUGCUGGGAAAGGCGGUGCAACAGGCGGUGGUAGCAUUAUCGCAGGUAGCGCCAGUAGUGGAACCAGUGGAUCAGGAAUUACAGGCACGAGCAGUAUCAACAAAAAUGACGAUAAUAAAAUGGGUGUGCCUAUGGCUAAAAAGAAGAUGGCAGAAUUGGAACUAAGUUUAUUACAUUUACAACAAAAUGUUGAGAUACCUGAAAUAUCAUUGAAUAUUCAUCCCGUUGUCCAAAGAGCUGUGGAUAAAUGCCGUGAACAGAAUAAGCGUGUCACUGUUGAGGCAGUAGAUUCCGCUUUAUUCUCUGACUCCUCUUUUCUUAACAAAUUGCAAAGUGAUGUGAAUGGUUGGAUCAAAGAAAUUCAAAAAGUAACGAAAAUGUCUCGUGAUCCAGCUAGUGGAACAGCUAUUCAAGAAAUCAAUUUUUGGUUGAGCAUGGAAAGAGCUUUAGAAAAGAUCGACGAGCAAUUGAAGAGCGAUCAUAUUACCUUAACACUUGAUAUUCUGAAACAUGCAAAGCGCUUCCAUGCCACUGUCAGUUUUAUUGCUGAUACAGGCCUAAAGGAAGGAAUGGAACUAGUUCACAAAUACAAUCAGUUAAUGAAAGAUUUCCCUCUCAACGAGCUCCUCUCAGCUACUGAUCUGGACAAAAUCAGAGAGUCACUACAUAUGAUCUUUGGACAUUUGAAUAAGAAACUCAAAUUGUCACCCUAUCCAAUUCGCCGUGCGUUACCGCUUGUGGAAGCGAUUUCCAAAGAUUUGAACGAUCAACUGCUCAAAGUCCUCGGUAGUCGGCGUAUGAUGUAUAUGGAAUACGAUGAUUUUGAACGCACUACAGCCGGCGCCGAAACUGUUUUCCACACCUGGGACGAUCUAAUCAAAGAGUUUACCAAUGUUGCUCGAGAUGUAACGCGUAAGCGAUCUGAAAAGUUUUUACCCAUCAAGAUCAAUCCUGCCCACGCAAAAUUACAAGAGCGUGUCAACUUCGUUCGUGCUUUUCGUAAACAGCAUGAACAACUUCACCAGACUAUUGUUCGUGUUAUGACCAGCCCUCGUGCCAAAAAGGCCACUGUGAUCGUUGAUGGACAAGUUAAAAGUGUUGUUGAAGAAGAAGAGAGUGUGAGCAUCAGUGACAUUAAUGCAGUUGAGGAAGUCAAAUUGGCCUAUGAAAGUGUCAAAAACAUUGAUGUGUUGGAUGUCUCCCUUGAAGGAACAGAAAUUUGGAUACAAGCAGAGACAGCUUACAAUGAGCGUGUAUCAAGAGUUGAAAAUCAAAUCAUCGCUCGUUUGCGAGAUCGAUUGGGCACGGCUAAGAGCGCAAAUGAAAUGUUCCGUGUCUUCAGCAAAUUUAACGCUCUUUUUGUCAGACCUAAGAUUCGUGGCGCCAUUCAAGAAUAUCAAACACAGUUGAUUGAUAGUGUGAAAGAAGAUAUCAACAAGCUUCAUGAUAAGUUUAAGAUGCAGUACAGAAACUCAGAAGCUUACCAUAUGGCCCAACUACGUGAUUUGCCACCUAUAUCUGGUACUAUUAUCUGGGCCCGUCAAAUUGACCGUCAGUUGUCUCUCUAUAUGAAACGCGUGGAGGAUGUUCUUGGUAAAGGUUGGGAACUAUAUGCCGAAGGACAGAAGCUUCAAUUCGAAAGCAGUAGCUUCCGUAAAAAGCUGGAUACACGUCUUAUUUAUGACAAUUGGCUACAGGAGAUUACAAAGCGUGAUCUAUCUGUAUCAGGGCGUAUUUUCGAGAUUACGAGAAAUAGAGUCCAAAAAAACGCCCUUCAAUUGGGUGUCAACUUUGAUGGGCAAAUUAUCACUUUGUUCAAAGAGGUGCGUAAUUUGCUAUGGUUGAAUUUCCAAGUCCCUCAUACUAUUUCGAACGUGGCUAAAGAUGCCAAACGCGUAUACCCUUUUGCUGUCAGCUUAAUGGAAACAGUCCGUACUUUCUCUCAAACAGUGCACAAGGUCAAUCGUAAUCAGGAAAUUGCUUCUUUGGUUGCCGGAUAUCGUCAUGAGGUGCAUACUAUGAUUAGUAAGGGUAUCAAUCUACGUUGGGAUUAUUUUGUAAACACCUAUGACGCCCAUCACCGUCCUCUUUCAUUUAUGACAGGCACCCCGCUAGAUACACGGGAAAACCGCCAUGUCAUGUUUGUUCGUGAAUUUGCCAAUGUUGUUUCUGUAUUUCAAGAUAAAGUUGAUGCCUUAAUUGGCUAUUAUGACGAAAUUAGUAAGAGUAUUGAUGAAAUGAAAACAUGUUCUUAUCAAUCAAAAAGAUUUGAAGAGGUCUUGGGACGCAUUCAAAAACUGAUUGAUCGCCUAAAUCUGGAAAGCUACUCCAAUUUGGAUCAAUGGGUUGCUGGUCUGGAUAAGCGUAUAGAAGCAGUCUUAGUUACGCGUCUUCAACAAGCGAUUCGUUCCUGGACAAAUACUUUUCAAGGAAUGACAGCUGAAGAUGCCGUUGUACCUGAAGCAAGCGCAUCAAAGAGCCGUCGUAACAAAAGAAAGAUUGGUCGAGAUAGCGUCAUAGCCGUUAUUGCAGAUAAGAGCAAUGCACAACAGCAAAAGUCUGUAGUUGAAGUAAAUCCUGCACUACAAACACUAGUGCAUGAAAUUCGUAUCAAAAAUCAAGUCAUGUAUCUUGAUCCUCCUAUUGAGCAGGCGCGUACAAGCUGGUGGUUCCAACUUCAUGAUUGGUUGGCUGUUGUUUGUCAUUUACCCCGAAUUCAAAGCUCACGCUAUGAAGGUGGUUUAAGUGUGAAGGAUAAUCCAACGGUAGAAAAGACUUAUUCUAGCUUGUUAACCCGAAUGGGUGAUGGCUCUUUGGAGAAUGCUUAUCAAAUCAUAGAAGAUAAAAUUCGACAAGUUUCCGACUAUGUCAAUAUAUGGCUACAAUAUCAAUCAUUAUGGGAUCUUGAAUCAAGUCAUGUGUUCUCUAUUCUUGAGGAUGAUCUUGGCAAGUGGCAGCAGAUUUUGCUCGAAAUUAAAAAAGCACGUUCUACCUUCGAUAAUUCUGAGACUGGGCAGUCAUUUGGUCCGCUCGUCGUUGACUAUGAACAAGUACAGAGCAAGGUGAAUCAAAAAUAUGAUCAAUGGCAGCGUGAAAUACUUAACAAAUUUGGAACUCUUUUGGGGACCUCCAUGAAAGACUUCCAUGCUUCUGUUUCAAAAGCUCGCUAUGAGCUGGAACAACAGUCCAUCGAAAGUAACUCUACGGGAGAAGCUGUUACAUUUAUCACUUUUGUUCAGGACUUGAAGCGUAAGGUAGCCAAAUGGAGUCAAGAUGUUGAGCUUUUCCGUCAAGGUCAGAAGACAUUAGAGCGGCAACGCUUCCAAUUCCCUUCGGAUUGGGUUUAUGUUGAUCAAGUAGAUGGUGAAUGGAUCGCCUUCAAUGAAAUACUUAGUCGAAAGAAUAAUGCUAUUCAAGAACAAAUUGCUGGCUUGCAGAUGAAGAUUGUAGCAGAGGAUAAGGUGGUUGAGCAAAAAAUUCGUGAUAUUUGCGCUGAAUGGGAGAGGACAAAGCCAGUUCAAGGAGACAUCAAACCUGAUAUAGCUACUAAUACAUUAUCAAUCUUUGAAGGCAGAGUAACACGUCUUAAAGAGGAAUAUGAUAUGGUAUGCCGCGCUAAGGAGGCCCUGGACUUGGAGCAAACUACUGAUGAUCGUUUGGACCCUGUACUCGAAGAGCUCCGUGAUCUAAAAUCUGUUUGGGCAGCUCUUGCACGUGUUUGGCAAUCUGUUUAUGAGAUUCGAGAUACACCUUGGACAUCUGUUGUUCCUCGUAAGGUUCGCCAGCAUAUUGACGAGCUGGUCAACUCCACUAAAGAGAUGCCAAACCGCAUGCGUCAAUAUGCUGCUUAUGAAUACAUGCAAGAUACUCUUCGUCAACUUUUGCGAGUAAAUCCUCUCGUAGCUGAUUUGAAAUCUGAAGCUCUGCGUGAACGCCAUUGGCGCCAAAUCUUUAAAUCACUGCGUGUAGAGGGUCGCUUUACCUUGUCAGAAAUGACCAUAGGGCACUUAUGGGAUCUUGACUUGAAGCGUAACGAAACUGUCAUCAAAGAUGCUAUUUUACAGGCCCAAGGUGAAAUGGCACUUGAAGAAUUCUUGAAGCAAAUAAAGGAGACCUGGACAGGUUAUGUCUUGGAUUUGGUCAAUUACCAAAAUCGUUGUAGACUGAUUCGUGGAUGGGAUGAUUUAUUCAACAAAUCCAGCGAACACCUUAACUCGCUAACAGCCAUGAAGUUAUCGCCUUAUUAUAAAGUAUUUGAAGAAGAUGCUUCCGCUUGGGAAGACAAACUGAAUCGUAUUCAUGUCUUGUUUGAUGUUUGGAUUGAUGUUCAACGCCAAUGGGUUUACUUAGAAGGUAUUUUUAGCGGAAGUGUUGAUAUCAAGCACUUAUUACCUGUUGAAACUUCCCGCUUCCAGAGCAUCAACACUGAAUUCCUGACCGUUAUGAAGAAAGUGUAUAAGUCACCGUUUGUAUUGGAUGUUCUCAACAUUCCUAAUAUUCAAAAAUCCUUAGAGCGUCUGGCUGAUUUACUUAGUAAAAUUCAAAAAGCACUCGGAGAGUACCUUGAACGUGAACGUUCCUCAUUCCCUCGUUUCUAUUUUGUUGGUGAUGAAGAUCUGUUAGAAAUUAUUGGUAAUAGCAAGGACAUCUUACGUAUUCAAAAGCACUUCAAGAAGAUGUUUGCUGGUAUAGCAACAAUCUUAUUGGAUGAAGAGCACACAUCUAUUAUUGGUAUGGCUUCGAAAGAAGGUGAAGAAGUUAUGUUUAAAACCCCAGUUUCUAUUAAGGAUAAUCCGAAAAUCAACGACUGGUUGACGUUAUUAGAAAAAGAAAUGCGUGUUUCUCUUGCGCUUUUAUUGAAGGAUGCUGUCACUGAGUUGGAUAUCAUAUACAAUGCCGAAGAGAUGAGCUCUCCCGAGUUUAUGGAAUGGAUUGACCGUUACCCAGCCCAAUUAGUCGUCCUUGCUGCACAGAUCAUUUGGACACAAUCUGUGGAUAAGGCACUGAACACUAUCAGUGAAUCAGCCUCCGGAGACUUAGAACCUCUAUCUAGCUCUGUAACGCUCAUUGAAAGAAAUCUCAACAUUUUAGCGGACGCUGUUUUACUAGACCUACAAGUUAUCAAACGUAGAAAAUGUGAACAUCUUGUCACUGAACUUGUUCAUCAGCGUGAUGUAACUCGCCAACUGGUCGCUGAUAAUAUUUCUUCGCCAAAAGAUUUCAGUUGGUUAUAUCAAAUGCGUUUCUAUUUCAACCAUUCGAUUGAAGAUCCUCUUCAACGCCUCACAAUUAACAUGGCCAAUGCACAAUUCUUCUACGGUUUCGAAUAUCUUGGUGUUGUUGAUAGACUUGUUCAAACUCCUUUGACUGAUCGUUGUUACUUAACGUUAACACAAGCUUUAGAGCAAAGACUUGGUGGUUCACCCUUCGGUCCUGCUGGUACUGGUAAAACUGAAUCUGUUAAAGCACUCGGUGUUCAGUUGGGCCGUUUCGUUCUUGUCUUUUGUUGUGAUGAGACAUUUGACUUCCAAGCAAUGGGUCGUAUCUUUAUUGGUCUUUGUCAAGUUGGUGCUUGGGGUUGUUUUGAUGAAUUCAAUCGUCUUGAAGAGCGCAUUUUAUCAGCUGUUUCUCAGCAAGUUCAAACGAUUCAGUUGGGUUUGAAGGAAGCAACCAAAAAUCCUAACCAUGAGAUUGAAAUAGUUGGCCGUUCUGUUCGAGUAAAUACUGAUACCGGCAUUUUUAUUACAAUGAACCCUGGUUAUGCUGGUCGCUCCAAUUUGCCAGAUAAUCUGAAAAAGCUAUUCAGAAGCAUGGCCAUGACUAAACCAGAUCGUGAAUUGAUUGCUCAAGUUAUGCUUUAUUCUCAAGGUUUCCGUACUGCUGAAACUUUGGCUUCUAAGGUUGUUCCAUUAUUUAACCUAUGUGCAGAGCAAUUGUCACCUCAAUCCCACUAUGAUUUUGGUUUGCGUGCUCUUAAAAGUGUUUUAGUUAGCGCUGGUAAUUUAAAACGUGAUCGUUUAGCUACAGUUCGUCAAGCUAUUCAAAGCGGUGAAGCAGAAAAGACUGAAUACGCAACUAUAUCUGAAUCAGUACCUGAGCAACAGCUCUUAAUUUCCAGUAUUCGUGAGACCGUUGAGCCCAAAUUGGUGGCUGACGAUAUACCUUUGUUAACAAGUUUACUUGCUGAUGUUUUUCCUGGGGUACUUUACACUCCUGUCAAUUUGGACCGUCUUAAAGAUAAAUUACGCGAAGUCUGUGAGGAGCGACGACUUGUCGCUGGAGAUGCUUGGAUGGAAAAGGUUAUACAGUUGUAUCAAAUUCAAAAUAUACAUCACGGUUUAAUGAUGGUUGGUCCUUCAGGAUCUGGAAAAUCCUCUGCCUGGAAGACCCUCUUAACUGCCCUUGAGCGAGUUGAAGGCGUCGAAGGAAUUGCUUACACUAUAGAUCCCAAAGCUAUUCCGAAGGACGCUCUCUAUGGUACUUUGGAUUCUACAACUCGAGAAUGGACAGAUGGUCUCUUCACCCAUAUUCUUCGUAAAAUUGUUGACAACGUUCGUGGAGAAAGCCAAAAGCGACACUGGAUCAUCUUUGAUGGUGAUGUUGAUCCUGAAUGGGUUGAAAACUUAAACUCAGUAUUAGACGAUAAUAGGCUGUUGACUCUACCCAAUGGUGAGCGAUUGAAUCUACCACCGAAUGUUCGUAUUAUGUUUGAAGUUGAAACACUUAAAUAUGCCACACUGGCUACUGUUUCUCGUUGUGGUAUGGUUUGGUUUAGCGAAGAUGUUAUUACUUUACCAAUGAUUUUCAGUAAUUAUCUCGAAACUCUUCGUAAUGUUCCAAUGGAUGAAAUUGAAGAAGAGGGUCCAUCACCGCAUCAUAAUGCUGACGCUACUAAUAUAGUAGCAGAAGAUGGCACAGUUACUUCACCAAACCUUGCUACUCAGCGUGCUAUUGCUGCUAUUAUGGCUGUUGAUCUCUCAGAUGAAACUUGUCUUGUAGCAAAGUGCUUGGACUAUGCUGCUACUUUAGAGCAUAUUAUGGACUUUACCCGUAUGCGCGUUCUAUCUACUUUCUUCUCUCUUCUCAAUAAGACUGUACGUAAUGUACUAGAGUACAAUUCUCAACACCCUGACUUCCCUAUGACCGGUGAUCAUCUAGAAGGGUAUAUUACCAAACGUAUAAUUUAUUCUAUAAUUUGGAGUUUCUCUGGUGAUGCUAAGCUGGAACUCAGAACCGUUUUGGCUGAUUUUGUGCGUAACGUAACCACUUAUGAAUUGCCGCCUACUGGUAAUGGAACAAGCAUUAUUGAUUACGAUAUUGCCGUUAAUACUGGUGCAUGGAUACCAUGGGAAUCUAAAGUGCCAGUCAUUGAGAUCGAGACUCAUAAAGUAUCUGAAGCAGAUAUCAUUAUCCCAACUGUUGAUACCAUCCGUCAUGAAGAAGUCCUAUACUCUUGGCUAUCUGAACACAAGCCCUUAAUUCUCUGUGGUCCACCUGGUUCGGGUAAAACCAUGACAUUAUUCAGUGCUCUGCGUAAGUUACCUGAUAUGGAAGUUGUUGGCCUCAAUUUCUCUAGUGCAACUACGCCAGAACUCAUCCUUAAAACAUUCGAGCAACACUGUGAAUAUAGAAAAACUCCAAAUGGUGUCAUAUUGUCUCCUACUAUGAUUGGGCGUUGGUUGGUUGUUUUCUGCGAUGAAAUCAAUUUGCCUGCUACUGAUAAAUACUUCACACAACGCGUUAUUUCGUUCUUGAGGCAAUUGGUAGAAUAUAAUGGCUUUUGGAGAGCUUCAGACAAGGCUUGGGUCACUUUAGAGCGCAUACAAUUUGUUGGUGCCUGUAAUCCUCCUACUGAUCCUGGCCGUGUUCCUCUUUCCCACCGUUUCUUACGUCAUGCACCGUUAGUAAUGGUCGAUUAUGCUGGUCAAUUGUCCCUUAUGCAGAUUUAUGGUACCUUUACUCGAGCCAUGUUGAAAGUUGUGCCUAAUCUUCGUGGUUAUGCUGAACCUUUGACAGCAGCCAUGGUAGAGCUAUACUUGGCGUCGCAAAAGAGAUUUACUCCAGAUAUACAAGCACAUUACAUCUAUUCACCUCGUGAGCUGACACGUUGGGUACGCGGUAUUUAUGAAGCUAUCAAACCUCUAGAAACGCUAACUGUAGAGGGACUUGUUCGCAUUUGGGCACAUGAGGCCUUACGUUUGUUCCAAGAUAGGCUUGUUGCAGAAGAAGAACGUAAAUGGACAAGUGAAAUGAUUGAUUCAAUUGCUUUAAAACACUUCCCUGCUAUAAAUCAAGAAGAGGCUUUGGAAAGACCUAUUCUCUUCUCUAAUUGGUUAUCAAAACAUUAUGUACCAGUCAAUCGUGAACAAUUACGUGAUUUUGCAAAGGCUCGUCUCAAAGUUUUCUACGAGGAAGAACUGGAUGUGCCUCUUGUGCUUUUCAAUGAUGUCCUUGAACAUGUAUUGCGUAUUGAUCGUGUUUUUAGACAACCACAAGGUCACUUACUUUUGAUUGGUGUAAGCGGCUCAGGAAAGACAACCUUAUCUCGAUUUGUUGCUUGGAUGAAUGGCCUUAGUGUGUUCCAGAUUAAGGUUCAUAAUAAAUACACAGGCGUUGAUUUUGAUGAUGAUCUUCGCACGGUCUUACGUCGUGCAGGUUGUAAAGGUGAAAAGAUAUGUUUCAUUAUGGACGAAUCCAACGUUCUCGACUCUGGAUUCUUAGAACGCAUGAAUACACUUCUUGCUAAUGCUGAAGUUCCUGGUCUGUUUGAAGGUGAUGAAUACGCCUCCUUGAUGACAGCCUGUAAAGAAGGCGCUCAACGUGAUGGUCUAAUGCUUGACUCAAAUGAAGAACUGUAUAAAUGGUUCAACCAACAAGUUGCAAGGAAUCUACAUGUAGUAUUUACUAUGAAUCCUCCUGAAGGUGGCCUAGCUUCAAGAGCGGCUACGUCUCCAGCCUUGUUUAACCGUUGUGUAUUGGACUGGUUCGGUGAUUGGCCAGAUCAAGCCUUCUAUCAAGUGGGGGUUGAAUUCACUAAAACUCUGGAUCUCGAUGUACCAAACUUUGCCCCUGGUAUCAACUUCCCGAUAGUCUACCGCAACUUGCCUCUACAGCCAAGUCAUCGUGAAGCCGUUGUCAAUGCUCUUGUGUAUGUUCAUCAAUCACUCUAUGAAAUCAAUGCAAAGCUUAGUAAGCGCCAAGGUCGUCAUAAUUAUGCUACACCACGCCACUUCCUUGACUUUAUUUCACAUUAUGUUCGCUUGUACAAUGAAAAGCGUGAAGAUUUAGAAGAGCAACAACGUCAUCUUAAUGUUGGUCUUGAAAAAUUGAAAGAUACAGUAAUCAAGGUGGAAGAGCUUAGAAAGAGUCUUGCAAUUAAAAAGAACCAGUUGGAAUUGAAGCAAAAUCAAGCCAACGAAAAGAUAGGUCAAAUGAUUGCAAACGAAAAGGUUGCUGAGCAGAAGAAAGCUGACUCCCUUCAAAUCAAGGAGAAUCUCAAAAUACAAAACAAAGAAAUUGAAGCUCGUCGUGCUGUUGUUGAUACAGAUUUGGCAAAUGCAGAGCCCGCUGUUAAAGAGGCAGAACAAAGCGUUAAGAGUAUCAAAAGACAGCAUCUUACUGAAGUUCGUGCUAUGAGCAAUCCUCCUGAGGCUGUUAAGCUAACUAUGGAAUCUGUUUGUAUUAUGCUUGGUCACAAGAUUGAUAGUUGGAAGACUGUGCAGAGUAUUAUUCGUCGUGAUGAUUUUAUUUCAAGCAUUGUCAACUAUAACACAGAAUUGCAAAUUACUAAACAGCUAAGACACUAUAUGCGCCAAAACUUCCUUAACAAUCCAAACUUCGAUUACGAAAUUGUGAAUCGUGCUUCAAAAGCCUGUGGUCCUUUGUUCAAGUGGGUGAGUGCACAAGUAAACUUCUCAGAAAUCCUCGAUCGCGUUGGGCCACUUCGUGAGGAAUUGAAUCAACUACAAAAGAGUUCAGAAGAUACCAAGAACCAAGUAGUCGAGAUUGAACAAAUGAUUUCUGAACUUGAGGUCAGUAUCGCACGCUAUAAGGAGGAAUAUGCUGCUUUGGUCGGUGAAACUCAGUUGAUCAAGGCGGAAAUGGAACGUGUCAAAUCUAAGGUCGAUCGAAGUAUUACACUCCUUAGCUCCUUGUCAUCUGAAAAGACCCGCUGGGAAGCUGCUAGUCAAGCUUUUGAAAGUCAAAUGGGUACCAUUGUUGGUGAUGUACUUCUAGCUGCUGCUUUCUUAGCUUAUGGUGGUUAUUUUGACCAGCAGUAUCGUGGAAUCUUACUACAAAAAUGGAUGGAUCAUCUUUCUGCAGCAAAUAUUCAAUACAAACAAGAAGUUUCUUUGACAGAGUAUCUUUCGAGCGCUGAUGAUCGUAUUUCAUGGCAAGCAAACUCUUUGCCAGCCGACCAACUUUGUGUAGAGAAUGCUAUCAUGCUCAAGCGCUUUAACAGAUACCCACUAAUCAUUGAUCCCUCUGGCCAAGCAACUAAUUUCUUAAUUAACGAAUAUAAGGAUCGUAAAAUCACAGUUACGAGUUUCUUGGAUGAUUCAUUUAUCAAGAAUCUCGAGAGUGCCUUACGGUUUGGUAACCCUAUUCUAAUUCAAGAUGUCGAACAUUUGGAUCCCAUUCUUAAUCCUGUUCUUAACAAGGAAUUACGUCGCACCGGAGGCCGUGUAUUGAUCCGUCUAGGUAAUCAAGACAUUGAUUUCUCUCCUACUUUUACGCUGUUCCUUUCUACUCGCGAUCCUUCAGUCAAUUUUGCUCCUGAUAUUUGCUCCCGCGUAACUUUCGUCAACUUCACAGUAACACGUGGUAGUUUACAAAGUCAAUGUUUGAACAAGGUUUUAAAAGCGGAAAGGCCUGAUGUUGAUCAAAAACGAACUGAUUUGAUUAAACUGCAGGGAGAAUUCCAACUCAAACUGCGUCAUUUGGAAAAGUCGCUUCUUCAAGCUUUGAAUGAAUCUAAAGGCAAUAUAUUGGAUGAUGAUAAAGUUAUAGAUACACUGGAAACUCUCAAAAAGGAAGCUGCUGAAGUCAGCCGCAAGGUCGAUGAAACCAAUGCUAUUAUGUUAGAAGUAGAGCAAACAACAGCCAUUUACACUCCAUUGGCUAGUGCCUGUAGCUCUAUUUUCUUUGUGAUGGAACAACUCAAUUUGAUCAAUCACUUCUACCAAUUCUCUCUCGAUUUCUUUUAUGAGAUUUUUGAAUAUGUCAUCCAUGCUAACCCUAACUUAGAAGGAAUUACGGAUCCUAACGAACGUUUGGCCAUUCUGACUCGUGAUUUAUUCUCUGCCGCCUAUAAGCGAGCGUCUCGCACUUUAGUUCAUGAAGACCAUACUAUGUAUGCUCUAUUGCUCUGUCAGAUACGUAUACGUGGUCUACAAGAACAUAUGGAUGAGACAGAAUAUGAUUUCUUGUUAAGUGGAGGUGACGCUGUAGUUGGCGACAAUAAUCGUGCAUUAGAUGUGAAUUUACCCAACUUCAUUUCAGACGAAGUUGUUCAGCGUAUCAAAGAAUUCACAAAACUCGCCUGUUUCAAUAAGCUAGCAGAUCAUAUUGUCGCGAAUGAAAAUGACUGGAGAGCAUUCAUGGAACAUACUCAACCUGAGACCGCUGUACCUGUUUGUUGGGAAGCUGCGGAUGAGAAUCGCGAUCUUGACUCUCUGCGUAAGAUGUUAGUAAUCAAAUGCUUCAGACCUGAUCGUCUUUUGCCUGCUACUGGAAUCUUCGCAACAGAGAUCUUCAAUAAUGAGUUUAUGAAUACAGGUGAACUCAAUUUACAAAAAAUUGUACAGGAAGAGGUCAAUAGCUGCACUCCAUUAGCACUCUGUUCCGUUCCUGGUUAUGAUGCUAGCUACCGUGUCGAUAAUUUAGUGAGUGAGACCAAUAUGCGCUGUACAUCUGUCGCUAUGGGCUCAGCAGAAGGUUUUGCAUUAGCUGACCAAGCUAUAUCCAGCGCUAUCAAAACUGGUCAUUGGGUCAUGUUAAAGAACGUACAUUUAGCUCCAGCUUGGCUUGGACAGCUCGAAAAGAAAUUACAUAGCAUGAAACCGAACAUGAACUUCCGUCUUUUCUUAACAAUGGAGACUAAUCCUAAGGUGCCUGCCAAUCUUCAAGAAGCGCUCCGUAGCAUUCCUCCGUCACGUUUAUCUCGCGGUCCCACAGAACGCGCUCGCCUCUACUUUAUGCUGGCAUGGUUGCAUGCUGUGGUUCAGGAACGUUUACGUUAUGUGCCAUUAGGUUGGACGAAGGUUUAUGAGUUCAAUGAUUCAGAUCAAGACUCUGCUUUUAAUACAAUUGAUAAAUGGCUCGAUGCAGCAUCGGGAGGCAGAGCCAACAUUUCUCCGGAAAAGAUCCCUUGGGAUGCUAUUCGUUCACUGUUGAAACAAUCAAUUUAUGGUGGCCGUAUCGAUAACGAAUUUGACCAACGUCUUCUCGACUCUUUUGUGAAUACAUUAUUCAGACCUGAAUGCUACGAUAUCGAUUUUGAACUUGUUAAAGGAAGCGGUGGAAAUGAUAGCAAACGCGUUGUUGUGCCUGAUGGCACAAAAAUGGAGCAUUUUAUGGAAUGGGUCAAAAACCUACCUGAUCGUGAGCCACCUACCUGGCUUGGUCUACCUGCUAAUGCUGAACGUGUAUUACUUACAAUGAAAGGUAAUAAUAUGCUAUCCAAGGUGCGCAAGAUGAAGAGUUUGAGCGAUGAUGACGAACUAGUCUACUCCUCCGAAACAAAUGAUACUGAUGCUGGCAAUAAACAAGUCGAAUCGACAGCUCAACCAGCCUGGAUGCGCGCAUUGAGCUCAUCUAUCACCACUUGGCUUAAUCUUCUGCCAACAAACAUUAAACCUAUGCAAAAAGAUGGAUCUGUAAUUAUGGAUCCAUUAUUCCGUUUCUUCGAACGUGAGAACUUGAAUGCACGCAAAUUAUUGUCAGUUAUUCGUGAGGAUUUGACAUCUUUGCAAAAGAUUUGCAACGGUGAAUUGAAGCAAACGAACCAUCUUCGUCGACUGCUGAAUUGGUUGAAUAAGGGCUUAAUACCAGAGCAUUGGAAAUUGUAUAAGGUGCCAAAGAGCUUAUCUUUAAAUGCUUGGAUUGCUGAUUUGAAAACUCGAUUGGAUCAAGUGGAAUUGUUAGCAUAUGAAACUGCUUUUGACCAAAUAGAAAUAUCUCUUGGUAGUUUGUUUACACCUGAAGCUUACAUUACGGCUACCCGACAAGCAACCGCACAACGUUACAAAUGGUCACUGGAAGAGCUAGUUUUAGAUAUUGAUAUCGACGCUAUCGAUCAGCAGCAGUUAUCUACUUUAGGUUAUUGUAUCCGUGGUAUGAAAUUGGAAGGUGCCUCUUGGGAAAACAAUGAAUUACGUCUAACGUCAGAACCAAGCACAAAGUUACCAAAAUCAAUAAUUAGAUGGAUCAGAAAAGACGAAAGACCGGACAAAGAAAAUAUGGUUGAAUUGCCCGUUUAUCUCAACUCAGAUAGGAGUGACUUAUUAUUCACAAUAAGUGUAGCUGCUAACUCUGAAGAAAAGGAUAGAAUACCACAAAGAGCUAUUGCAGCCAUAGUUUCUUUUUAA
Molecule: messenger RNA, 14365 nt
Organism: Mycotypha africana
Lineage: Eukaryota; Fungi; Mucoromycota; Mucoromycetes; Mucorales; Mycotyphaceae
Product: dynein heavy chain
Exons: 8
Coding region: 218-14365 (4715 amino acids)
Biological process (GO): microtubule-based movement
Cellular component (GO): dynein complex
Molecular function (GO): ATP hydrolysis activity; ATP binding; minus-end-directed microtubule motor activity
Source: RefSeq, a predicted model, not a curated record